This is a messenger RNA of Acanthosepion pharaonis, 609 nucleotides long. The record is from the annotation of a GenBank genome assembly. NCBI's taxonomy places the organism in Eukaryota, Metazoa, Mollusca, Cephalopoda, Sepiida, Sepiidae.
AUGUUAUUUCUCUCUCUCUCUCCCUCUCUCUCUGUCUCUCUCUCUUUCUCUGUCUCUCUCUCUCUUUUCCACCACUUCUUUUCGUUCAUUCUUUUUCUCUCUUUUUCUUUAAAUCUGUUUAGAUUUCAUGGCCUUUCUUUCUCUCUUUUUCAUUUCUCUUUUAACUGUUCUUUUAUCAUUUCUCUAUCUCUCUCAAACUGUGUUUCUCUUUCUCACUCUCUCUCUCUCUCUUUUAACUCUCUCUAUUUCGCUUUUCCUUUCUCUCUCUCUUCCAUUCUUUAUUUUCUCUCUCUCUUUCUGUCUCACUUCCUCGCUCACUCUCUCAUUUUCUCUCUCAUUCUCUCUCACUAUCUCUCUUUCUAUCUCUCACUCUUUUCUCUCUCAUUCUGUCUCAUUCACUCUUUCUUUCUCUCUCUCACUCUUUCUCAUUCUCACUACAAUUCUUUCUAUCUAUCUCUUUCUCUCUCACACUAUCUAUCUAUCUAUCUCUUUCUCUCUCACACUAUCUAUCUAUCUAUUUCUAUCUCUCACUUUCUCUAUCACUCUCUCUAUUUCUCACUCCCUUCUCUUUCUCACUCUCUUUCUCUUUCUCUCCUUUUUCAGCGCUAA